AUGGAAAUUUUACUCGACGGUGACACAGAAGCCGCACUCUGUUACUUGAAAGCGAAAGGAGUAAUGGAUCCAGAAUUCUUUUGUAAGUUCAGUGUUGACGAGGAAAAUAGGCUUGGUAAUUUGUUUUGGAGAGACUCCACUUCACUUUUGGAUUACAUUGCCUAUGGCGACGUCCUCAUAUUCGACAGCACAUACAAAACAAAUGUUUAUGACAAGCCCCUAGUGUUGUUUGUCGGUUCGAACAACUAUCGGUUUACUAUAAUGUUUGGUUGCGCAUUAUUGCAGGACGAGACAUUUGAAACUUACAAGUGGUUAUUGGAAACAUUCAUGGCAUCCAUGAAAGAUAAGAAGCCAAUAUUAAUAUUGACGGAUGGCGAUGAGGCGAUGCGUAAAGCCAUGAUGAUGUGUUUCCCAUGUCUAACCAUCGGUUGUGCUCAUGGCAUGUGUCAAGGAAUGCACAGAAUAAUUUGA
Molecule: messenger RNA, 471 nt
Organism: Prunus armeniaca (apricot)
Lineage: Eukaryota; Viridiplantae; Streptophyta; Magnoliopsida; Rosales; Rosaceae
Source: the annotation of a GenBank genome assembly